AUGGAUAAAAAGAAAGAUGAUUUAAAUGAAGAAGAAUUGUGGAAAUCCAAUAGAAUAUUGCUCACGAUACCAAUAUUAGUGUUGCUGUUUAUCUGUAUACAACAAGCGUUGUAUAUCGCUAGAAAUGACAAUACGACAUGUUUGCAAGACGUUCAGCAUGGUGGUCAAAUACUGACUGUAAGUCUGGUAUCACUUGAUAAACGUGAAUUAGCAGAAGUGAAUCAUAUGACAUCAGAAGUUAAUGAGUACCUGAAUGGUUUGGAUGACGGCAAUGAUUUGAUUGAGUAUGUGAAUAUUGAACUAAGGAAUAAGUGGAUAUGGACAUCUUUAAUAGCUGGUGGGAUAAUAUUGGCAGCAGCAACAUCUUUAGCAACGGUCUGGGCUCCUGCCUUGGUAGCUGGGAGUUUAGGUAGAAUUAUACGAUUGUGGUCGGAUUGA
Lodderomyces margitis is the source of this 438-nucleotide messenger RNA. RefSeq lists its product as uncharacterized. Bases 1 to 438 code for a protein of 145 amino acids. The record is from RefSeq and is a predicted model, not a curated record. The transcript has a single exon. NCBI's taxonomy places the organism in Eukaryota, Fungi, Ascomycota, Pichiomycetes, Serinales, Debaryomycetaceae.